AGCGAGCUCAGUUCUGUGCGAGCACGCGUCCCGAUCGGAUCGAGCUGUUCGGGUUUGUCUCAAAUCCUUUUCGCGCCGUCCAACCACAGGCAGUAGACGUGUAGUGCAGACGAGCCUCUCUGGCGUAUCGAGCUCUAGCGGUUGAUCAUUCGUCGAUAGGGAAAAAAAAGAGCAUCUUAAUAAACUGUAACCAUGAGCAGCAGUCCACCGGGGGUGACGAACCCCAUGCUUUAUGAUGCAAUCCCCGAGGGUUCGGGGAGGACGACGAAGCGCAACCAAUUCAUCGCUGCUCUCGGAAUUUGUAUGGCGGCCGUUAGUGGCGGUACCGCGCUCGCCUGGACAUCGCCCGUCCUACCGCAGCUAACACCCGCGAACGAGAGCGAUACGAGUGCGUUCGAGGGCGAAAGAUUUCUUCUCACCAGCGAUGAAGGUACGUGGGUUGGAUCGUUCCUGGCCGUUGGCGCCUUCUUCGGAGCCCUUCCGGCCGGUUUUCUGGCAGAGAAAAUUGGUCGCAAGUACACGACGAUGUCGCUGGCUCUUCCCUAUCUCAUCAGCUGGGCACUGAUCGUCUUUGCUAGUAACGCAGGAAUGCUGUACGCAGGCCGGUUGAUCAUUGGUAUCGCCACCGGUGGCUCGUGUGUGGUCGCACCGAUGUUCAUCUCUGAGAUUGCGGAAACUUCGAUCCGUGGUGCACUCGGAGCAUUCUUCCAGCUGCAUCUCACCGUCGGCAUCCUGUUCAUCUACGCUGUGGGUUCGUACACGCACUGGGUUACACUUAGUACACUGUGUGCCAUCUUCCCGGUUCUACUGAUCGUGGCCAUGUUUAUCGUUCCCGAGAGCCCCGUUUAUUUGGUGAAGACGGGUCGCAGAAUUGAUGCUGGUGUCGCGCUGAAGUGGUUCUGGGGUCGUGAUGCGGAUACGCAAUCGGCUCUGCAGACAAUUCAGUCCGAUCUUGAUGCGGCUUCGGGCAAUGCCAAGCUAUCUGAUCUGUUCACGAACCCAACCAACCGCGCCGCCCUCUUCAUCUCGCUGCUGCUGAUGUUCUUCCAGCAGUUCUCCGGCAUCAACGCGGUCAUCUUCUAUACGGCACCGAUCUUUGAGUCGGCCGGCAGCACCAUGGAUCCCGCCAUCUGUUCGAUCGUGGUCGGUGUCGUGCAGGUUGUCAUGACGCUCGCCUCGUCCAUUCUGAUCGACAAAGCAGGCCGGCGGAUACUGUUGCUGCAGAGCAGCUUCAUCAUGGGCUCGUGUUUGGUUGUGCUCGGUAUCUACUUUAAGCUGCAGAACGAUAAGGUCGAUGUAUCGAACAUUGGGUGGCUUCCGCUGGCCUCGGUUGUGCUGUUCAUCAUCAGUUUUUCGCUCGGUUUCGGUCCUAUCCCGUGGAUGAUGAUGGGAGAGCUGUGCGCACCGGACAUCAAGGGUCUCGCAUCGGCGCUGGCCGUCAUGUUCAACUGGACUCUGGUGUUUCUCGUCACCAAGUCGUUCGGUAUCAUGCAGGAGCUGCUCGGUUCCGAUUGGACGUUCUGGUUCUUCGGUGCCUGGAUGGCCGUUUGUACGGUGUACGUGUUCAUCAAGGUGCCGGAAACCAAGGGCAAAACCAACGCACAAAUCCAAGCGAUCCUGUCCGGAAAGAAGUAAUCGUCCCGGUGCCAUCCCCCGUUUGCCCGUUGCUAGCAAGUGUGCGAAUGUAUCGUUGUACGCGUCUUGGUUCUUAUCUCUCGUACCGUCUCCACACAUUCACGUUUUAGGUUAACUUCGUUUUUUCUUUUGUUUUGUUCUAUAACGUGUUGUACAUAUGUUACUCCCUCCCUUCUUUGUCGUAGCUUUGUUUUUCGUAGCUUGGAGAGCAAAUCGUUUAGUGCAAGGGGUUAGGAAGGAGGUUUGUUAGUUUGCAAACCCAGAGAGGGCUACUACUAAUGGCAAUCCAAGGACUGAGAGCAACGUAUAAAAUAGGCAAUGAAACGUUAGUAGAAUGUUAAAUCAUCCUCAUAUACCAGGCAUCUUUGUAGGAAGUAAGCAGGCAUUAUGUAAGCAGGAGGAGGUUUCAAGGGAUAUAACCGCGCGUUACUAAAUUUUAAACGUUUUAGAGCAAACAUUGUUUAUUCCACCGCGGGUUGCGCUUUGCCACAAAAAGGCAAACAACUAUCGCAACCGAAGCACUUGAGGCACAUCAAGUGUCUACCGUACUCAUACUGCACUGAUGAGCUACAUGCUGUCGGCCACUGGCUGUCGAAGGAGUUGUACAUCUUCCGGUAAAACACUGCGUUCCAAGUGAUUGGGAUGUCACUUGGAUGGUUAAAAUGUACACCUCAGCUCUCCUCAAUACCGAUAACGAAAGUGCAAAUGCCGGUAUAAACCCAGCCAAACAAGAACCUCAUAUCAAUGAUCCCGAUUCGCAAUUCGCAGAAGGCAGGCGCAUCCACCAAUAAUCCAACCAAACCUCGUGGCCACAUUUCGUAUCAUCCAACGCUCGCCAAGCGCCAAGCGAGUUCCGUUCUUUUCCUUGAUUCGAAUUCAUUUCGGAAACAAAUACUGUCAGCAGCAGGAUAUUUCGUUCACCGUGCCAUAUCAAUGUCCGCAAAAUGGCAGUAGAGUAGCAAAAUAAAGUAAAUGUAUUCUCAGUGAUCCCUUUGGCUACCGCUUCCUUCGUUCGGCGAUAAUUAUGCGGCUUGUGGCUUACAAUCUAUGUCGCAACAUGGAAGAGCAUAUCUCCUGUACCAACAUAGCAUAAGCUUCUGAUUAUCUGCCUGCGGAAAUGUGUUAUGUGUAGCUUUAUAAACAUUCUUCAUCAACAUGGAACAUACCCUCCCACCAGACCGAAAUUUGCGAGGUGCGUGCAUAAAAUUCUGCGAGUAGAUGAUAAGAAAGAAAUCUAAUCACCGUCUGGUGGAACGGUGAUGCAAGCGCAUCAACCGAGAGAGACGGUAAAGCGCGAUAUUGUAAUUAAAGUGGAGAGAACCCAUUACUGUACGAUACAAAACUAACUAAUAAACUCGCCAUUUCACGGAGAUGGCUCAUGCA
Molecule: messenger RNA, 3018 nt
Organism: Anopheles aquasalis
Lineage: Eukaryota; Metazoa; Arthropoda; Insecta; Diptera; Culicidae
Product: facilitated trehalose transporter Tret1
Biological process (GO): carbohydrate transport; transmembrane transport
Cellular component (GO): membrane
Molecular function (GO): sugar transmembrane transporter activity
Source: RefSeq, a predicted model, not a curated record